Molecule: messenger RNA, 1655 nt
Organism: Rhodotorula graminis WP1
Lineage: Eukaryota; Fungi; Basidiomycota; Microbotryomycetes; Sporidiobolales; Sporidiobolaceae
Product: glycogen synthase kinase
Exons: 6
Coding region: 48-1217 (389 amino acids)
Biological process (GO): protein phosphorylation; signal transduction
Cellular component (GO): cytoplasm
Molecular function (GO): protein serine/threonine/tyrosine kinase activity; ATP binding; protein serine/threonine kinase activity
Source: RefSeq, a predicted model, not a curated record
CGCCCACUCGUCCCUCGUCACCACCAGCUCUCGAGCGUCCAGCGUUGAUGUCCGACGACAGCACCAAGGUCGUCAAGGUGAUCGCCUCGCACGGCCGCACCGGCGACCAGUGCGAGCUCAGCUACUUCUCGAGCAAGGUGGUCGGCAACGGCUCGUUCGGCGUCGUCUUCCAGGCCAAGCUCGUCCCGGGCUCGCUCGGACCCGACAACGAGGGCGACGACGAUGUCGCCAUCAAAAAGGUCCUCCAGGACAAGCGCUUCAAGAACCGCGAGCUCCAGAUCAUGCGCCUCGUCAAGCACCCGAACGUCGUCAACCUGCGCGCCUUCUUCUACUCGAACGGCGACAAGCCGAAAAAGGACGAGGUCUACCUCAACCUCGUGCUCGAGUACGUUCCCGAGACGGUGUACCGCGCGUCGCGCCACUACGCCAAGCUCAAGCAGACGAUGCCCAUGGCCUACAUCAAGCUCUACAUGUACCAGCUCCUGCGCUCGCUCGCCUACAUCCACUCGGUCGGCAUCUGCCACCGCGACAUCAAGCCGCAGAACCUGCUCCUCAAUCCGCCGUCGGGCAUCCUCAAGCUGUGCGACUUUGGCUCGGCCAAGAUCCUGAUCGAGGGCGAGCCCAACGUGUCGUACAUCUGCUCGCGGUACUAUCGCGCGCCCGAGCUCAUCUUUGGCGCGACCAACUACACGACCAACAUCGACGUGUGGAGCGCCGGGUGCGUCAUGGCGGAGCUCAUGCUCGGCCAGCCCUUGUUCCCGGGAGAGUCGGGCAUCGACCAGCUCGUCGAGAUCAUCAAGGUGCUCGGCACGCCCACGCGCGAGCAGAUCAAGACGAUGAACCCCAACUACAUGGAGCACAAGUUCCCCCAGAUCAAGCCGCAUCCGUUCGUCAAGGUGUUCCGCCCGCGCACGCCGCCCGAGGCGAUCGACCUCAUCUCGAAGCUCCUCGAGUACACGCCGUCCGCGCGCCUCACGGCCAUCGAGGCCAUGUGCCACCCCUUCUUCAACGACCUCAAGACGCCCGACGCCAAGAUGCCGACCGGCAAGGACCUGCCGCCCCUGUUCGACUUCAACCGCGAGGAGCUGUCGUGCCGGCCCGACCUGAUCCGCCAGCUCGUGCCGCCGCACGCCGAGCAGGAGCUCCUCAGCCGCGGCAUCGACAUCAACAACUUUGAGCCGAUCCCGCUCGAGCAGAUGAGGCUGCACCUCGACUGAGCGCGAUCGCGAUCGUCGUCGUUGGUCGUCGCCCCUGUCUUAUCGCCCGUGCCCUCUCGCCCCUCUCCCGCCUCGUCGUCGCCGCGCACCCUCUACAUACUCGCCCGAUACCACCCUGCGCCGGCUCGACCCCUCGCCUUUCUCCUUCGUCGUCGUCGUCGUCGUGCUUCCGUCCGUCCGUCUGUCGUCCCCCCUUCCCCUCCCUCUUCUCCUCUCCCCUCGCCUCGGCCCUCCUCGAGGUUCCACCCUCAGGCCGCACCCCCUCCUUUCCUCAUAUGCCCGUCACCCUAGUUCCUCCUCUCUCGAUCCGCAACCCCUCCUGCCGUAGCGACUCAUCUCGCACUCCCUGCCUCGAUCUCUAGCUCUCCCUCGUAGCUUGCCGCCCUUUCCUCCCCUUCUCCUCGCCUGUACCAACGAGCCCUUCUUGUCGUUCACCCA